Messenger RNA from Xenia sp. Carnegie-2017, 1213 nucleotides. RefSeq names its product dynein light chain Tctex-type 5-B-like. Gene Ontology annotation, biological process: microtubule-based movement. The transcript has a single exon. Gene Ontology annotation, cellular component: cytoplasmic dynein complex; cytoplasm. Gene Ontology annotation, molecular function: dynein intermediate chain binding. The record is from RefSeq and is a predicted model, not a curated record. Bases 81 to 656 code for a protein of 191 amino acids. NCBI's taxonomy places the organism in Eukaryota, Metazoa, Cnidaria, Anthozoa, Malacalcyonacea, Xeniidae.
CGUUACAGUUCCCUCAAAAGUCAAAAACAAACAACAGUUCAAUGAGAAAGGUCGUUUAAAAAACGUCACUGCGCUUGUACAUGGCAAAUAGCUUUUCACAGACUCUAACUUCGACAAAAAUGACAGCAAAAACGCGACCUAGUAUUUCACUUUUCGACUCGAAAACAUUGAUGGAAUUGAAACAAAGGCAGAGAUCUAGGUCUACAGCCAUGAGCCUAUCGUACUGUGAUGAUCCAGCACCUAGCGUAGAUAUGUCCAUAUCUUCGGGAAGGCAUCCAGUCCAUUCAAUGGGGAAACCAAAGCGUAUUUAUCAAAACACCUACAAAACUGAGCCUGAUCGACGCUUCGAAGUGUCCACAGUGAAAACUAUCAUUGAGCAGACCUUAUCGACUCUUGGUGAUACGAUCUAUGAAUCUGGACGAUGUCGUGAACUUUGUAAAAACUUGUCGCGACUUAUUGAAGAACGCGUAAAACAGCAGAAAUACAAGAGAUACAAGAUUGUGUGCUUUGUUACAAUCGGUGAAUUGAGAAAUCAAGGAUUGCACGUUGUGAGUCGUUGUGUUUGGGAUGGAGAAAAAGACAACUUUGCAACGGCAGCGUAUGAAAACUCCAGUAUACUAGCUGUUGGUACUGUGUAUGGUGUGUACAUGGACUAGAAUUUCUCACUUCUCAGUGGGAUGCAAAGCGAUCGUAGCAUCCUUUGAAAAGAUGAGGGACAACUUGAUGAAAGAUACGAUCAGAUUAUGAUGAAAAAACAGGUGGAUAGACUUAGUGUCUUUUAAUUUAAACAUUAUGUCUUCAUGAUUUUAACAGCUAUUGAUUUGAAUAUAAUGGAAACAUGUCAAUAAUGUAAAUAAUUUUUUGUUUCGUAAGUGUGUUUAUGUACAAAACGACGUAAAAAUUAGAGAAAACAAGCUGGAGAUGUGUUUAUCUGAUGCAACACGUUGCUUUGAUUUCUCAUCAAAUGAAGGUGUGUUCAAAGGCGUGUGUUUGUGUGAGUCAAAACAGUCCGAUCCUUAAGUACACAAAUGUGAACGUUAAUCUGAUCAACUUAACGAAAUAAUCUCUUUCAUUCUUUACCAAUUAAAACGUCGUUUCAAAUAGAAAAAACGCCUUUUGACAAAGGCACAUUUUACGAUUUCUCAUAGUACCGUUCUAUGUUCUCCUUGUAGGGCAUAACAGAUGUUUGUAAUUAAAUUAUUCUGUAACCAUA